AAAAAUAUAAAAUUGUAAUUUGACUACCGAAGCUGUCGCGGACUAAACCUAGUACUCUCUCUCUCUCUCUCUCUCUCUCUCUCUCUCUCUCUCUCCUUCUUUCUUCUCCUCUGCCUCUCGAACCAGUUAACAACAAUGUCGAUCCCUUGUCUCACAGAAGAAACUGCCAAAACUGUUCUCCGUCAGGUGGAGUUCUACUUCAGUGAUAGUAACCUUCCCAUUGAUGAUUUCUUGAAGAAGACAGUUACACAGAGUGAAGAUGGAUUGGUUAGUUUGGCGUUGAUAUGUUCAUUCAGUAAGAUGAGAGGAUACUUGAAGUUGGGUGAUUCCAAAGGAGAUGAGAUUCCUGAAGAUACCAUCAAAGCUGUUGCUGAUACUCUUCGUACCUCUAAGGCUCUCAAGGUUUCUGAAGAUGGGCAAAAGGUUGGUAGGAGUACAGAGAUGUUGAAGCUAGAAGAUUUGAUUGAACAACUUAAUGCUAGGACCGUUGCUGCUUCACCAUUCUCGUUUGAUGUUAAAAGGGAUGAUGUGGAAGCCUUUUUCAGCCAGUAUGGAAAGGUUAAUAGUUUGAGGUUGCCUCGCCAUGUUGCAGAGACGAGAGUGUUUUGUGGCGUUGCCUUGGUAGAGUUCCCUACAGAAGAGGAUGCCCAGAAUGUUAUCAAGCAAAAGUUGGUCUUUGCUGGUCUUGACUUGGACAUGAAACCAAAGAAAGAGUUUGAUGAUGAAAGGGAGAAAGAUGAAGAGAAGUUUGCUGACUACCGUCCUCAAAAGGGUUCUGCAAAUCAGAAGAACGGCUCUGAUCAUAAGAGCGGUUCUGAUUAUGAGGCAAACUAUCCCAAGGGUUUGAUCAUUUCAUUCACUCUAAAGCGCUCAGAUGAAGAAGGUACCACAGAAGAGAAGAGUUCUGAAGAGCCAACUGCUAAGACAAUGGAUGAAAAUGAAUCAAAGCCUGCGGAUACAGAAAACACUGAUCAGGUUCAGGGCCAAGGAACAGAGGGUGAAGAUGAAGAGAAGUCUCCUGACUCUCCAACUAAGAAUGGAGAGAGAGAAGAAAAGGGUGCUCUAGCUACCCAUAAAGAUAAUAAAGAAGUUGUGUUGCGUGAAGAUCUUAAGGCCGUGUUUGGAAAAUUCGGUGAUGUCAAGUUUGUGGAUUUCAAAAUGGGAGCAGAGACGGGUUACCUUAGGUUUGAUGAACCAGAAGCAUCCCAGAAAGCCCGUGCAGCAGCAGUAUUGGCUAAAGAAGGUGGACUAUCCGUGAAGAAUUUCAUCGCUGUCCUAGAACCUCUCACCGGCGAAGCUGAAAAGGAGUACUGGGGUCUCCUUCGCAGCAAAGACAAGGGUGGCCGUGGAGGAAGGGGAGGAAAACGAGGAGGAGGAAGAGGGAGGUUCGGGAGAAAGAGGGGAUCUGAUUCACCGGGUGGUCGCUGGAACAAAGCUCAGAAGGUGGAAGCAUGAUGGUUGACGACACUCUUUCUAGUCUCUAUUUGUAGCUACUAGCUAGUGACUUGACUUGUUUCUGCUUUUAAUAUAUUUUGUGGUUGCGAUCUUUAUUACAACCUCGCAGUCGAAACCUUUAUUAUCUACUUGUGACUUGUUUGGUGAUGAUAUGCUAUGACUAGAAAAAUCAGCUAGCAAAUUUUGUAGUAGUUGCUAUUUUUUCGGCAAAUUUUGGAUAAAUAUCAUAUCUGGUUUCGUUUUUUUAAUA
This is a messenger RNA of Brassica napus (rape), 1705 nucleotides long. Its product is annotated as la protein 1-like. Gene Ontology annotation, molecular function: mRNA binding. The transcript is spliced from 10 exons. Bases 136 to 1455 code for a protein of 439 amino acids. Gene Ontology annotation, biological process: RNA processing. Lineage: Eukaryota; Viridiplantae; Streptophyta; Magnoliopsida; Brassicales; Brassicaceae. Gene Ontology annotation, cellular component: nucleus. The record is from RefSeq and is a predicted model, not a curated record.